AUAUAUGGAAUCAUUUCCGGCAUCUUUCGCCAGAUACAGCGGUGGUCAACCAGUAGAGUGAGCUCACAACUGAACAGCCAUGGCUACCGACUUCAAAUCCAUCCCUCUAAUCGAUAUCAGUGAAUUGGUGGAAAAGUGCGAUGAUCCAAAUUCGACACAGGAUAAAGGCGUUGCCGAAGUAGUUCGUCAAUUGGAUCAGGCUUGCAGAGAAGCUGGCUUCUUUUAUGUGAAAGGCCACGGUAUUCCCGAUUCCCUUGUUAAACAAAUUAGAACUAUAUCUCGCCGUUUUUUCGAUUCGCCGUACGAGGAGAAGCUCAAAAUCAAGCUCUCUUCUGCAUCUGGAUACAGAGGUUAUCAACGAGUCGGUGAGAACAUUACUAAAGGCGUGCCCGACAUGCACGAAGCUAUUGAUUGCUACAAAGAAGUAAACCCCGGAAUGUAUGGAGAUCUCGGUAAAGCUAUGGAAGGCUGCAACGUAUGGCCGAGCGAACCUCCAAAUUUUAAAAAUCUAAUGGAGGACUACGUCGAUCGUUGCACAGAACUUUCUAGAAAGAUCAUGAGAGGGAUAGCAUUAGCACUGGGUGGACCCAUAGACGCAUUCGAAGGAAAUAGAGCCGGAGAUCCAUUUUGGGUGCUUCGUGUGAUCGGAUAUCCUGUUUUAUGCCAUGAAAUGCCUAACCCGGAAAACGAUGUCGGAUGUGGAGCCCACACCGACUAUGGUUUAUUGACCUUAGUUAAUCAAGAUGAUGAUAUAACCGCACUGCAGGUGAGAAACAGUAACGGUGAAUGGAUAUCAGCUGUACCCGUUCCUGGUACAUUUGUUUGCAAUAUCGGUGACAUGCUAAAGAUUUUAACAAACGGUCUAUACGAGUCGACUCUGCAUCGGGUCAUAAACAACUCUUCGAAAUAUCGUGUUUGCGUUGCCUACUUUCAUGAGCCAAACUUUGAUGCUGCUAUAGAACCACUGGAUAAAUGUGUGGAGAAGAGUGGUGGAACAAAGAAGUUCGAAAGAGCUGUUUACGGAAAGCAUUUGGUCAGUAAAGUGUUGACCAAUUUCGUAAUUUAAUUUCAUAAUUAAUAAUGGUGAUUUCCUUUUCUUCACUUCAAUAAAUUGUGCAUUUGCAAAGUGGUUUAUUAUAACUUUAUAUGAUUAUAUAUCCUGACUUUUCGGAAUGUAAAUUUUCAGCAACUCCUAUAUUUAUUUUCUUUUCCUUU
Molecule: messenger RNA, 1215 nt
Organism: Erythranthe guttata (spotted monkey flower)
Lineage: Eukaryota; Viridiplantae; Streptophyta; Magnoliopsida; Lamiales; Phrymaceae
Product: 2-oxoglutarate (2OG) and Fe(II)-dependent oxygenase superfamily protein
Source: RefSeq, a predicted model, not a curated record